UCGCCGUCGUCCAUUUGUGGGGAACCACGCAAAAGUCAAAACUUUUUUCAGACCACAGUCCAACCAACAUCGUCGUGAUUAGCUGUACGUUCCGUCGACGGGGCGAAAGAAGUCCAACAAUUUAAUCGUCGGUGGUGACCACGCGAAUUCGCGAUUCAAUCGAAGAUAGACAAGCUUAGUGACGGGAUUUGUGAGCACUGCGUUAGUGCUGAAAGGUGGCCAAAUUAAAGCUUCGUCGGUGUAAAGGUCGGAUAGAAAAGGAAAAAUACGCAUCAGAAUUGCGGUAUCUGUCUGUCUGGCAGGCAGACCUGUCCAAGCAAUCCGCGUGUCUUGGAGGAAGAGAAUUCAUGGCCUACCACGGGAUAGGGUCAAAUUGAUCAUUAGAGGAUUGAUUGGGGGAGACGUUUCAUAAUCCCGCAGGAUCAUUGCAUACUACGGCGUGUUCAAGGAAAAAAAAAUAACAUUCAACAUUAUUGCUCGAGAAAGAUAAUGUCGUCACCGUCUUGGCCGUCGUCGCCUUCGUCGUCGUUUUGGGAGCAAAAAGUUUAUUACGCUGUGCACUAGAAAGUGAAGGAAAAAAUAGCCCAAAAUAUACGUUUCAGUGUCUGUGUUCUGUGACCAGAUUGCCCCGUGGAUUACUUGAGAAAUAAUAAUACUAAAAAUUGAGCAACUCGACAACGAGAGCAGAAUCAGCAUCAUCAUCGUCUAUCUCUCACACACUUGAGGUGGAGCAAUCCAUGAAUGAAGGCGAAAUUCCUUACGAUUUGAAAUAACAACGCCAGCUGAAGCUGAACCUGCAAGCAGCAUCGGUUGAUUGAGCUAAGCUGCGAGGCGGCAGUCGUCUUAUUGCCGUGGCGCAAAUUGCCCACCAGCACACGAGCGAGAAAGUAACACGUCGUCACGAUCGCGAUCGCGAAUUGAUCGUUCAACAGAGCCCCCGUCAGAAUGUCAUCGUCCGACGCCACCAACAACAGCCAGCAGCAGCAGCCGACGAUGGCCCCGGCCACGGCUGCGGCUUCAGUGCCCAUUUCACAGCCCACCCGGGUCACCCAGCCGCCACCAGCCACGAUCAUCAAGGAGGGCUGGCUGUACAAGCGCGGUGAACACAUCAAGAACUGGCGCUCGCGCUAUUUUGUCCUGAAGGACGACGGCACCCUGGUCGGGUACAAGAACCGUCCGGACGCGUCCUUCCAGGCGGAACCAUCCAACAACUUUACCGUGCGCGGCUGCCAGAUCAUGUCCGUCGAUCGGCCACGGCCCUUUACCUUCAUCAUCCGUGGCCUCCAGUGGACCACCGUCAUCGAGCGGAUGUUCCACGUGGAGGAGGAGAAAGAGCGCCAAGAGUGGGUCGAGGCCAUCCGGAGUGUGGCGAAUCGGCUUACGGAGGCCGAAGCGUACCAGGGCGGAGCGGGUCCGGGCGAGUCGAACGAGGACGUCGAGAUGGCGUCCAUCGCCGAGGACGAGCUGCUGACGGAGAAGUUCUCGGUGCAGGGCACGUCCACCGGCAAGAUCAGCGGCAGGAAGAAAGUGACGCUGGAAAACUUCGAAUUCUUGAAGGUGCUCGGCAAGGGCACGUUCGGCAAGGUGAUCCUGUGCCGCGAGAAGACGACCGCCAAGCUGUACGCGAUCAAGAUCCUCAAAAAGGAGGUGAUCGUGCAAAAGGACGAGGUGGCGCACACGAUGGCCGAGAACCGCGUCCUCAAGCGCACCAACCAUCCCUUCCUGAUUUCUCUCAAAUAUUCGUUUCAAACCGUGGACCGGUUAUGCUUCGUGAUGCAGUACGUCAACGGCGGUGAGCUGUUUUUCCACCUGAGUCGCGAGCGGGUCUUCUCCGAGGAUCGAACCCGGUUCUACGGGGCCGAAAUCAUCUCUGCGUUAGGAUAUUUGCACUCGCACGAGAUCGUGUACCGGGAUCUGAAGCUGGAGAACCUGCUGCUGGACAAGGACGGCCACAUCAAGAUCGCCGACUUUGGCCUGUGCAAGGAGCAGAUCACGUACGGUCGCACCACGAAGACCUUCUGCGGCACGCCGGAAUAUCUGGCCCCGGAGGUGCUCGAGGACAACGAUUACGGGCUGGCCGUGGACUGGUGGGGCACCGGAGUCGUAAUGUACGAGAUGAUGUGCGGCCGGUUGCCGUUCUACAACCGUGAUCACGACAUCCUGUUCACGUUGAUCCUGAUGGAGGAGGUCAAGUUCCCGCGGAAUAUCACCGCAAAUGCGCGCGAUCUGCUGACUGGACUGUUGAUGAAACAGCCGAAGGAUCGGUUGGGUGGAGGGCCGACGGACGCGAAGGAAAUUAUGGUGCAUCCGUUCUUCUCCAGCAUCAACUGGACCGAGCUGUACCAGAAGCGUAUUCCGCCGCCGUUCAAACCGCUGGUAACGUCCGACACCGAUACGCGCUACUUCGAUUCGGAGUUUACUGGCGAGAGUGUAGAGUUGACGCCACCGGAUAAUAAUGGACCGUUAGGGGCCAUCCAGGAGGAGCCGCAUUUUUCACAGUUCAGCUACCAGGACAUGGCAUCCACCCUGAACACGCCGUCGUUCAUGAACAACCCCAACAGCUACGUGUCGAUGCAGUGAGCAGACUCGCGCAAAGGACCCCCCAGCAGAGAGCAGGUACCGGACAACUCUCCGGAGAUCGGCAACAGCUUUUCGUUUGCGGCAGUGUUUCCGGAAUGAACUAAGUCACCACCUCUCCCAAAAGGGUGGUGCGCGUGGUUCGGUUCGACGACACAUUUCGUUUUGAUUCGAAAACCAGCAGCAGCAGAAACAAUAUUUAGUUGAAGCGCGUGUGGCGAGGGGGGGCGUUCUGGAAAGGGGCGUGUCCCUCGCCAGCGUAGAAACCUUUCGCCCAGCAAUAGACCGGUUAACUUCAGGUAACGCUGACACACAAAACAAAAAACAGGAGCAAUCGCAACAGGUGUCCCACCUUAAGACACAAGCAAUAGCCCAACCAAAAGCAGCAGAAACAGACAAAAUAUUCCAUUCCCACUUUUUUUUACGUUUUUUUUUCAUACAACUAUCCACAUUCACAACCACAACAAAAUAGUCAAACAGAAAAAAAAUAUUGUAGCAGAUAAGAAGCGAAAACCGUACACAACCUCCCCUGCAAUUUAAAACUAAAAACAAAAAUGGCUCUUCCUUUUUCAACCAUGAAUGCUAAAAUUUAUAAUAAGUUUAAGGAGUAAUUAUAACGCGAGGAAAGAAAAACACAACAAAAACAUGAAACUAAGGUAAAAGAUCGAACUGUGAUAAAACUAAAAAAAAAAGUUUAACCAAUCAGAUGCAAGCAAGUGCGCGCGGAUUAACCAUAAACAAAUGCCCGAGAAAUAAAGUUAAAAAUAAAUAAAAAAGAGGUGUAACUUGCAGAGCAAAUAAAGUACCCCCCCAAAACAUGUAGCGUUUAGUUUAAAUCUAGCCGAUAGUGGAUAAAAUAAAACAAAAAAG
Messenger RNA from Culex quinquefasciatus (southern house mosquito), 3447 nucleotides. RefSeq names its product RAC serine/threonine-protein kinase (gene Akt). Gene Ontology annotation, molecular function: protein serine/threonine kinase activity; ATP binding. The coding region runs from base 946 to 2580 and encodes 544 amino acids. The transcript has 7 exons. The record is from RefSeq and is a predicted model, not a curated record. Gene Ontology annotation, biological process: protein phosphorylation. Lineage: Eukaryota; Metazoa; Arthropoda; Insecta; Diptera; Culicidae.